Cladophialophora carrionii CBS 160.54 is the source of this 2250-nucleotide messenger RNA. RefSeq lists its product as uncharacterized. Gene Ontology annotation, biological process: DNA-templated transcription; positive regulation of transcription from RNA polymerase II promoter by galactose. The transcript has 2 exons. Gene Ontology annotation, cellular component: nucleus. Gene Ontology annotation, molecular function: RNA polymerase II cis-regulatory region sequence-specific DNA binding; zinc ion binding; DNA-binding transcription factor activity, RNA polymerase II-specific. Lineage: Eukaryota; Fungi; Ascomycota; Eurotiomycetes; Chaetothyriales; Herpotrichiellaceae. The record is from RefSeq and is a predicted model, not a curated record. The coding region runs from base 1 to 2250 and encodes 749 amino acids.
AUGCCUCGUCCACGAGUCAAAGAUGAAGACCGCAAACGAGUAGCGCGGGCUUGCGACACCUGCAAGCGAAGAAAGGAGAAAUGUGACGGUCAGCAGCCUUGUCUCCUCUGCAAGCGCCGUGGGAGGGAACCCGAAUGCGUCUUCAGCGACGUCUUUUCCAAGGGCGGGUCGCAUCGGCAGACCAGCACCCCGUCAUCGCAGCCCAUCACGUUGAAGGAUGCGCUGAACGAAUCCAACGACGCCGAAAUCGCCAUUGAGUCGCUUCUGACACUGUCCGGUUCGAGGAGCGCGGCAAAGACUCCUCAGUACGACAGAGACCUCGACGAUGUGAUUUCAAAGGCACCCGUGCCAAAGCUGGCCCGACUGCUUCGGGAUGGUCGCGGCAAGUUCAUCUUCGUCGGAGACUCGAGCAAUCUUGCAUUUGUGCAGAACAUCCGCCGCUUGGUCAAGGCCGAAAUAGGAGAAUGCCCAUUGACUUCAGAUCCUCUUCGUCAUGCCAUGUGUGAGGUGAUUCCGCCUCACAAGGUGCCAACUCCCGCACAGUCCCAGCACCCGAAGCCCACCGUCGCCGAGGCCCAAGACCUCAUCAAGCACUACCUGUUGGCUUCGAGUGGGGUGAUUGAUCUGUUCGACCCUGAUGAUAUCACCGACCACCUGCUCUCGUGGGCCCGAGAUUCCACGGCCGAGACAGACUUCAACAGCUCCAUCUACUACCUGGUCAUGGCCAUCGGCGCCUUGACCAGGACUUCAAGUGAUCUGGACCAAGCCGAGUUCUACUUCCUGCGCGGUCGCGAGAUUGGAGUAUCGAGUUUUCUCGAAGACCCAAGCGUCCUCACGAUUCAGGCCUACACGCUCAUCACAUUUUACAUGCUGUCGGCAGUGAGGAGGAACGGCGCCUUCAUGCUAUUGGGGAUUGCUGUUCGUGCAGCGUACGCCCUGGGUCUGCACAGGAGCGACAUUUCAAACUUGUUCGAGCCGAGGGAAAGGGCCGCGCGAGAAAGAGUAUGGAAGAGUCUGCGCGUGCUUGAUCUGUACAUGAGCGGUUCACUUGGUCGGCCGCCAGCCACGUCCGAAGUCGAUGGCGGAAGCGUCUCAUGGAACCGAUCCAGCAGAGACUAUGAAGAUAUACAGAUGAAUGGCCGAACCACUUCAGCCACGUUGAGAAUAUGUUUCAUCUUCGAGCGGAUCCUGAAUGAGGUCUAUUGUCGACGAGAGGUUUCGGUCCAGCUUGUGGAGAGCAUCUCUCGACAGUACCGCGACUGGACAAUGCAACUGCCUGCCGGUCUCCAGGCUGACAGCCUUGAUUCCAAAGAGGGAUCCACCGCGCCCUCGCUCAGACAGACCAUUGGAAUUGCGCAUCUGAAGGGAGCAUAUUACUGGUCCAUUAUACUGUUGACCAGACCGUUUCUCAUCUUCAAAGUGUCAUCCAAGAUCAAGGGUCGUUCAGAGGACGAGGACAGCGCAGGAAACUCGGUGACCAUGACCUUGAGCGAAGCAUGCAUUGACGCAGCACUGAGAAGUAUUGAGAUUGCGACUGAUAUCGUUCACACGAUUGGUGUUCCCAAGAGACUGUUCAUGAUCACCAACAGCACAUUCAUCUCGGCGAUGGUGAUUGGGUUUGCCAUCUUCGGUGACUUCGACAAGUCGUUCCCGCUGCUCAGCAGCAUGGCCCAGGCGGAAGCCAUACUAACCAUCAUGGCCAAGGAUGACCUAUCUGCGCGUCGCCAAUAUGAGAUAACGAGUUAUCUCCGUCUCGCAGCAUUGGAGCACAUCAACAGGCGAGACCAGAUCCAGAUGCAAAGGCGGAGGCAGGACAUCCAUAAUAUCUUUGGCGACCCAAUCAACAAGGCCAAUGGCAGUACACCGACGAGACCCAGCACAGGAUCACAUACCCCGGAUCAGGUCCUCGCCUCCGACGUGGCCCAGAACGGCAAAGUGGGCAACGCCCUGUUCGAUAUGGCGGAUGCUGGUGAUGCCGCGCCGCCAUGGCAAUUACGGUUUGAUAUGCCGCCUGAAAGUCGGGGCCCUGUUUUAACCACCUCUGGUGCCCUGGCUUACGCGGGUGAGGAUUCUGCUGAGCAGGUCCCGCCUCUGCCACGGACGGACUUCGGACAAAUGCCAGACGCUGGUUACCUCUCACCGGAUGGCUCGGGAAUCCCGAGUCUGCCGUCCUAUGCUGAAGAAUUUCCGCUCUUCUCAUUAAUGACAGAAUUCGAUCAGCUGCAAGAUCCGUUCAUGGUCAGGACAUAA